CUGAACGGAUCUGGCAACCCAGCCGUUUCCCGUCGCCCUCUCUCUCGCCGCGUGUGCUUCAGCCGCAUUCGGAGCAGGCGCGUGGUGGCGUUGACGAAAAGAAAAACGUGAAGGCUCUCCGGUUAGAGAGCUCUUAACUUCAUAAAGCAACUGAGCUGCCGCCAAAAUGCUCGUGUUAUUCGAGACCGCCGCUGGAUACGCGAUAUUCAAAGUCCUCGAUGAAUCCAAACUGCAACAGGUCGACAGCCUGUAUAAGGAGUUUGAAACUCCCGAAAAGGCGAAUAAGAUUGUGAAGCUGAAGCACUUUGAGAAGUUUCAGGAUACGACAGAGGCCUUAGCAGCUGCCACUGCACUCACCGAGGGAAAAAUUGGCAAGAGCUUGAAGAAAGUGCUGAAGAAAGUUGUUGCGAAGGAGGCUCACGAGCAGCUGGCCAUCAGUGAUCUGAAACUUGGCGGUGUUAUUAAAGAAAAGCUGGACCUGGCCUGCGUCCACAGCCCUGCAGUGGCUGAACUGAUGCGUGGCAUCAGGACCCAGAUGGAGAGCCUCAUCACGGGACUUCCCCCUAGAGAGAUCAGCGCCAUGUCUCUGGGGUUGGCUCACAGUUUAUCCCGCUACAAGCUGAAGUUCAGUCCAGACAAAGUGGACACUAUGAUCGUGCAGGCCAUCUCUCUCCUCGAUGACCUGGAUAAGGAGCUUAACAACUACAUCAUGCGCUGCAGGGAGUGGUACGGAUGGCACUUUCCCGAGCUGGGAAAGGUUAUCACAGACAACUUGGCUUACUGCAAAGCUGUCCGCAAAAUUGGUGAUCGCACGAACGUGGCCGGCUCCGAUCUGUCAGACCUUCUCCCAGAGGAAAUCGAGGCCGAGGUUAAGCUGGCCGCCGAGAUCUCCAUGGGAACAGAAGUGUCCGAACAGGACAUCGGCAACAUCAAGCAUCUGUGUGAUCAAGUGAUAGAGAUUUCAGAUUACCGCACUCAGCUGUACGACUACCUGAAGAACCGAAUGAUGGCGAUCGCCCCCAACCUGACAGUCAUGGUGGGCGAGCUGGUCGGCGCCCGUCUCAUCUCACAUGCAGGUUCCUUGCUGAAUCUGGCAAAGCAUCCGGCUUCCACAGUGCAGAUCCUCGGAGCAGAGAAAGCUCUGUUCAGAGCCCUGAAGACCCGCAAAGACACACCCAAGUACGGUCUCAUCUACCACGCCUCCCUAGUGGGCCAGACCACUGCCAAGAAUAAGGGCAAGAUCUCCAGAAUGCUGGCAGCCAAAGCAGCCCUGGCUAUUCGUUAUGAUGCCCUGGGAGAGGACACGAACGCAGAGAUGGGAGUAGAGAACCGCGCCAAGCUGGAGGCCAGGCUGCGCCAGCUGGAGGAGAAGGGAAUCCGAAGAAUCAGUGGAACAGGCAAAGCGAUGGCAAAGGCAGACAAAUACCAGCACAAGAGUGAAGUGAAAAUUUACGAUCCAUCCAGUGACUCUACCAUUCCCUCCACCUCAAAGAAGAGGAAGUUUGAGGAGGUAGAGGAGGAGGAGGAGGCGGAGGAAGUGGCAACGCCGUUGGUCAAAUCCAAAAAGGCCAAAAAGGAGGCGGUAACAGAAGUAGAAGAAGCGGCAGCGGAGGAGACGCCCAAGAAAAAGAAGAAAAAGAAGAAGGUGGAGGCUGAAGCCGAGGAACCAGAGGAGGAAGCUGUACCAGAGGUAGCAGUAACAGAGUCGACAGAAAAGAAGAAAAAGAAGAAAAAAAAGAAGGUUAAGGAGGAGGAGGAAGACGACGAGUAAAGGAGUGGAGCGUGUAUAUAUUUUUAGUUUUUGUCAUUUUACUUUUGUGUUAUACAUUUAUAUCUAAUGAGGGCAAACUGUUGAGUGCCUGUUGGUGGCCAUCAUGUUCACUGAGUCUCCUUCUGUCACUGAGAGUAUUUCCAGUCAAAGUCAUUUUAUUUUUUUAAAGAUACGGAUUCAGUUUGUAAUCUUCUACCAUGAAUUUUAUUUGUGCACACAUCUGUAUCAGGCAUGUAUUCAAUUCAGCACAAAGGAAUGACUUCCCAGCUCUCUCAACAUCCGCCCCGCUGAAAUAAACAAUUUUUGUUGUAA
This is a messenger RNA of Larimichthys crocea (large yellow croaker), 2083 nucleotides long. RefSeq names its product NOP58 ribonucleoprotein homolog (yeast) (gene nop58). Gene Ontology annotation, molecular function: snoRNA binding. Lineage: Eukaryota; Metazoa; Chordata; Actinopteri; Sciaenidae. The record is from RefSeq and is a predicted model, not a curated record. Bases 167 to 1771 code for a protein of 534 amino acids. The transcript is spliced from 15 exons. Gene Ontology annotation, cellular component: small-subunit processome; box C/D methylation guide snoRNP complex.